This is a messenger RNA of Juglans microcarpa x Juglans regia, 2548 nucleotides long. Its product is annotated as glycine--tRNA ligase, mitochondrial 1-like. Gene Ontology annotation, biological process: mitochondrial glycyl-tRNA aminoacylation. Lineage: Eukaryota; Viridiplantae; Streptophyta; Magnoliopsida; Fagales; Juglandaceae. Gene Ontology annotation, molecular function: glycine-tRNA ligase activity; ATP binding. The transcript has 9 exons. Gene Ontology annotation, cellular component: mitochondrion; cytoplasm. Bases 64 to 2265 code for a protein of 733 amino acids. The record is from RefSeq and is a predicted model, not a curated record.
UGACAACCGCUAUGGCACUAUCCAUUCCGGUAAAACCCUAGCAACUUUGUUCACACAGUUUGCAUGCGAUCGCUCUUUGCUCUCAUAUCCUCAUCAGCUUCAUCUGGUCACCAUUUAUUCUCUCUCCUCGGCUCGCGUUGCUCCUUAACACUCCCAGCUCAUCGGGCCUUCAGGAGCGGCCUGGUUCUAAUGGAUGCCUCUGAGCAGAUUCUCCGCCAGGCGUUCGCAGAGAAGCAAUCAGCCGUCGAAGCCCAAGGCCACGCCGUACGUGCGCUGAAAGCAACCGGUGCGGCAAAGCCGGAAAUCGAUGCAGCGAUCGAAUCCCUGAACGGCUUGAAGCUCGAGAAAGCUUCGAUCGAGAGGCAGCUCCAAGCUGCCAUUGGUGGUGGCGACGGCUCCCUUAACCGGGAAACGUUCCGUCAAGCGGUGGUGAAUACUCUGGAACGGCGUUUGUUCUACAUUCCGUCCUUCAAAAUCUAUCGCGGCGUUGCUGGGCUUUACGAUUAUGGGCCGCCGGGCUGUGCCGUCAAGUCGAACGUUCUGGCUUUCUGGCGCCAGCAUUUUGUCCUUGAGGAGAACAUGUUGGAAGUUGACUGCCCAUGUGUCACACCUGAAGUGGUGCUGAAGGCAUCUGGUCAUGUUGACAAAUUCACUGACCUUAUGGUGAAGGAUGAGAAAACUGGGACCUGUUAUCGUGCUGACCACUUGCUCAAAGAUUUUUGCAACGAGAAGCUUCAGAAGGACCUUAGCAUAAGUCCAGAGAAGGCUGCUGAACUAAGACAUGUGCUUGCAGUAUUGGAUGAUCUCUCAUCUGAACAACUGGGUGCAAAGAUCAAGGAGUAUGGCAUUACAGCUCCAGACACUAAGAAUCCUCUGUCUGAUCCUUAUCCGUUCAACUUAAUGUUUCAAACCUCAAUAGGUCCAUCUGGCUUGAGCCCUGGGUAUAUGCGUCCCGAAACUGCCCAAGGCAUAUUUGUUAAUUUUAAAGACUUGUAUUAUUACAAUGGGAACAAGCUCCCCUUUGCUGCAGCUCAAAUUGGUCAGGCUUUCAGGAAUGAGAUAUCUCCUCGCCAAGGCCUUUUGAGAGUCCGUGAGUUCACGCUAGCAGAGAUUGAGCACUUCGUUGAUCCUGAAAACAAGUCUCACCCAAAGUUCUCAGAAGUUGCCAACUUGGAGUUUCUGAUGUUCCCAAGAGAAGAACAAAUGUCUGGCCACUCUGCGAAGAGAAUUCCACUGGGUGAAGCAGUUUCAAGGGGAAUUGUCAAUAAUGAAACUCUUGGCUACUUCAUUGGGAGAGUAUAUCUUUUCUUAAUUCGCCUUGGUAUAGACAAAGACCGUUUAAGGUUCCGGCAGCAUCUUGCAAAUGAAAUGGCCCACUAUGCUGCUGACUGUUGGGAUGCUGAGAUUGAGUGCUCCUAUGGGUGGAUUGAAUGUGUUGGUAUUGCAGAUAGGUCUGCAUAUGAUUUGCGUGCUCACUCGGAGAAAAGUGGCGUUGCACUUGUGGCCCAGGAAAAAUUCUUGGAACCCAGAGAAGUGGAGAAACUAGUUAUCAAUCCUGUGAAAAAAGAGUUGGGCCUUGCAUUCAAGGGGAACCAAAGGAUGGUGGUUGAAGCUUUGGAGGCAAUGAAUGAAAAAGAAGCUUUGGAAAUGAAGGCUACUUUAGAAUCCAAGGAAGAGAGUGCGUUUUAUGUGUGCACUCUGGGCAAAAACGUGACUAUUAAGAAGAACAUGGUCACAAUUUCAAAGGAGAUCAAGAAAGAACACCAAAGAGUUUUCACACCAUCCGUAAUUGAGCCAUCUUUUGGCAUUGGGAGGAUAAUAUUUUGCCUCUUUGAACACUCUUUCUAUACGAGGCCAAGUAAAGCCGGGGAUGAACAGUUAAAUGUGUUCCGUUUUCCACCUCUUGUAGCACCUAUUAAAUGUACGGUUUUCCCACUUGUUCAGCAACAACAGUAUGAGGAGGUGGCAAAAGUCAUUUCCCAAUCAUUGACUACAGCUGGAAUCUCACAUAAGAUUGACAUUACAGGGACCUCAAUUGGUAAACGAUAUGCAAGAACGGAUGAACUUGGUGUACCCUUUGCAAUCACGGUUGAUUCAACGUCCUCAGUGACAAUUCGGGAAAGGGACAGCAAGGAUCAGGUCCGUGUUAAUGUGGGAGAGGCUGCAUCGGUUGUUAAAGAGGUAACUGAUGGACGGCAGACGUGGGCGGAUGUAUGGUCUACUUUCCCCCAUCAUUCAGCUGGACCCGCUGAGGCAGAUGAGUGAAAUGUGAAAUUUGAAUGCGAUGGAACCUAAUUUGAGAUUAUUCAGCCAGCCAUUGUCUUUAUACAUACUACUGGCACAUCUUUUUGCACUGUGGAGAACAAUUAUAAGAUUAUUAAAAGUGUAGGUAUCUGACUAGGUUCAUGAUUUUCUUAGCAAUGUGAUUUGUUCUGUCUGGUGGAAAUCUCAAAUCAGGCAUCUCAAUGCUGCUGCUAUUUCUUGCAAUGUAACUUGAUGGAUUUUGGCUUUUGUGGUGCAUUUCUGAGCCGAAAACGAUAUUCGGCAA